Budorcas taxicolor (takin) is the source of this 601-nucleotide messenger RNA. RefSeq names its product LLP homolog, long-term synaptic facilitation factor (gene LLPH). The record is from RefSeq and is a predicted model, not a curated record. Lineage: Eukaryota; Metazoa; Chordata; Mammalia; Artiodactyla; Bovidae. Gene Ontology annotation, biological process: dendrite extension. The coding region runs from base 87 to 470 and encodes 127 amino acids. The transcript is spliced from 3 exons. Gene Ontology annotation, cellular component: nucleolus. Gene Ontology annotation, molecular function: RNA binding.
GGUUGGCCGGAAGGCGGAAGUGCAGAGAAUUCCGGCGGCGUGAGCAUCGUGCGUUAUAUGAAUUCCUGGGUUUUCGCAGGUAAAAUAUGGCUAAAAGUUUACGGAGUAAGUGGAAAAGGAAGAUGCGUGCUGAAAAGAGAAAAAAGAACGCCCCAAAGGAGCUCAGCAGACUUAAAAAUAUUCUUAAAAUAGAUGGUGAUGUUUUAAUGAAAGACGUUCAAGAGAUAGCAACUGUGGUAGAACCCAAACAUUGUCAAGAGAAAACGCAGUGUGUGGUGAAGGAUGAAACAGAUGACAUGAAAAUGGAGACUGAUAUUAAGAGAAACAAAAAGACUCUUCUAGACCAGCAUGGGCAGUACCCCAUAUGGAUGAACCAGAGGCAAAGGAAAAGGCUGAAAGCAAAGCGAGAGAAAAAGAAGGGAAAAAGCAAAGUAAAAGCCAUGAAGGCAGCAAAGGGUUUGACCUGGUAGACUCUAAAAACUUGAAAAAUGCAACAUGGGACAGGUCUUUGAUUAGAAUGUAUACAUGGAUUUCAGCUUCCACCAAAUGAAAAGUUUAUUUCCAUUUUUCAACUUGGCCUUUUUCUUCAAGCCCAACAUAA